Messenger RNA from Astrephomene gubernaculifera, 1592 nucleotides. NCBI's taxonomy places the organism in Eukaryota, Viridiplantae, Chlorophyta, Chlorophyceae, Chlamydomonadales, Astrephomenaceae. The record is from the annotation of a GenBank genome assembly.
AUUAGACGUCCUCUUGAUGCUAGUGAAUCCCUAACCAUGUUUCUGGCUGAGUUUCGGCCGUCAACCGCAGGCGGCCGACGUGCAAGCACUAGACAGAUCUCAGCUGGAGUUACUGAAACUCCUUUUACUGCCAGACGGUUACACUUCAGCUUUCAAAUUGAAAAUUUGCCGCCCCGCUCGGUCACAGGUGGACUUCCAGUAAACUCUGGAGUGUCAGCGGCUGCGUCUCCCAUUACAGAUGCAAACCCGCAAUUAAUAAACGAGCAUGUUAAUUAUGCCGGUACUGGCGGUGCAAGGGACAUAAAGCCUCUUUCUGACCGGGCCCUCGUUGCUGACUACCAAUCCACCCUGAGGUACUAUCGGGAGCUGAAGCAGCAGAUAGGUGACUGGCAGGCUGCCUUUUUCGCGCAACACGGCCGGCCGCCCACCCCCAAUGACGCCCGCCUGCAGGGCGGCCCCCAGCUGGCCGCCCGCUACACAGCCCUCCUGGAGGUCCGCUCGAGGCUGAUGGUGGAGCUCCCCCGGCUGCGGCCUCGGCUGCAGGACCCCUCAGCAGCAGCAGCGGAGGGAGGACAGGGUCUGCUACUGCAUGCACCUGCUCGGCCCCAGCCCGGUGGCUCCCGGGGGGCUAGCCCAGCCGACCAGCCGCCUCAUCGGCAUCAUCAGCCCCACCAGCAGCACCAGCAGCAGCGGGUCGACUCCGUGGCCACCUGGCUGCGAGCUGACCGCUACCGCCGCCGCCUGGCUACCACUGCUGCGGAACCAGCUGCUAAUGGCGCAACGGCUGCUAGUGACGCCUCUGUUGCCCCAGUAGCAAUGUUGGACAGCGCAAUCCAGUUGCAUAUCGCGGACUCGGCAGUGGCCCCACAGCAGCAGCAACAGCAGACACAUGCAGAGGGGCUCCAGCAGGCUGAUGACGACAUCAGCUUGUCGUACACCCAGCAGGGUGACGUACUGCACUGCUGCCCACCUGCCGUUCAGCAGCUUGUAUCACCGGGGGAGGUGCUACAGCCGCUGCCCCUGGAGCAGUGGCGGGGGGCUGGGGCGGGCGACCGCACUGGAGGGGGUCUAGGAUAUGGAGAAGGCGGCAGCGGCGGCAGCGGAGGUAGCGGUGGGGGCGGUACCGCUGCUGCUGCUGCGGGGCUGCUGGGUGCUGCUGCUGGCGUGGAGGCGCAGGCGGGCGGAGGGGCUCAUGCGCUGUCAGCAGCUGCGCCUUCCCCUGCCCCUCCCGAGGCAUCCCUGGGAGGGCAGCCGCAGCCGCACCAACCGCACCCACACCAGCAGCAACUCACCAUGCAUUCACCCCAUCCCACCUCUCAGCAGCAGCCAGCAACACAGGCGGCCACGGCUACUCCAUCACCCAACCCUCCCCCGUCCUCCCCCUCCGCCAGCAGCAGCAGCAGCAGCAGCUUGGGUCGCCUGCAUGCGGAUGUGGCCCUGGCGGGGGAUAGCCGCACCCGCGGGGCGUUGAUGGCGGCGCUGGCAUACCGGCAGGCCAGGGGCGCGGCGGCGGGGGCAGCGGCAGGGGAUGGUGCGGAGGAAGGAAGGGGCGCGGAGGUGGAUAGUGCUGGCGGUGUGAGGCGCGGCAGCGG